Molecule: messenger RNA, 1254 nt
Organism: Pseudogymnoascus destructans
Lineage: Eukaryota; Fungi; Ascomycota; Leotiomycetes; Thelebolales; Thelebolaceae
Exons: 2
Coding region: 143-958 (271 amino acids)
Molecular function (GO): transmembrane monodehydroascorbate reductase activity
Source: RefSeq, a predicted model, not a curated record
AAGUGAUACAAGUCAUACAACCUACAUAAUACCAACUUCUGCACUUCGCCCUCACCCUCACCCCCGCCCUCUAUCCACCUCCCCGAUCAUCCAUCCUCUCGCCAACUGUGAACGAAGAGUCACUGUCAGAGCUAUCGGAAUCAUGGCGUCGGCGACUGGCAUUCCACAACUUACACCGGACGAGAUUGCGCGCCGCGAUCCGGUUCCUACCUUGGGACUCGCAGAGGAUGAACCGCUCCUUGGCCGCCGAGGAGCUGCAUCACAGCGGGAAGGGAGGGCAUUGGGGUGGAAUCUGAUUCUCGGGACAGCCCUCAUAUCCCAAGCCGGGAUCAUCGUCCUCAUCGUCCUCAUCUUCUCCGCUAUCUUCACCCACCAAUUUUCCCUCUUCUCUUACCAUCCACUCUUCAACAUCUCCGCCGUCGCCCUCGUCACCCAAGCCGUCAUCAUCCUCCAGCCGACCCACACAACCUCCCAAAAGAUAUCAGGGACUCACGUCCACGCUGCCCUCCUUGGCGUCGCAAGUCUGGCCUUUGCAGCGGCCUUCACGAUAAUAGAAUACAACAAGUUCGACCAUGGCGUUAAUCACUUCACCUCUGCGCACGGUCGCCUCGGGUUCACGACUUACAUCUUGAUCCUCCUCCAGGCCCUAAUCGGCGUGACACAGUUCUUUGUCCCAGGGCUUUACGGUGGCGUGGAGAAGGCAAAGAGGGUGUAUAGAUGGCAUCGUGCGAGCGGGUAUGCACUGCUGCUGCUGAUGCUAAUUACUGUGGCAGCGGCGGCGCUAACGGAGACUGGAGGGGACGUGUUGGGAUUGAAGUUGGGGCUUGUGGGGGGUGCGGCGGCGUUGGUUGCGGUUGGCGUAGCGGCGAGAGUUAGGCCCGGGAAGUUUCGAUUUGGAGGAGGGGUAUGGGCGAGUCAUGAGGUUCAGGAUAGUGCUGGGGAGGGGGUGGUGGCAUGAGAGUGGCCCAUGUGGACAGUGAGUAUCUGUGAGCGUGCGUUUGAGUUUCGUUAAUGAGCAAUGGAAGGAAAUAUAUAUGCAGGGUAGUGCCCAAUUUAGUUCAGUCCAUAUAUUUUUCUAUGAGGCCACUAUUCGUUGCAUGAGACGAGCCAGAGCGGCAUGGAGGCCGGACCACUUCUAAUUGGAAGCACAUUAUGGACCCUACAAUCACUCAUCCUUCGGUCAGGUCGCCGACUGCGAUGGGGGGAUCAGGAUGAAGUUUCACCCAACGUUAGGUAAGGCUAGUAUUAUGCGUG